AUGUCUGCAGUAUACCAUCAUCAUGAUUCCACCCUCGGUAGCAGCACCCUAGUCGGCAAGCAGCCUAUUGGCACAGUAUAUAUGGGGUCCGAUCCGCCUACUUCGACACAAGGCGUUCAGAUGGCCUUGACAAUGCCGCCACCUGGGGAAAUGCUCUUUGAAGAGCUUAGCUAUUACACACAGAACGAAGUUCCAGCCCACUUGAUAUUCAUUCCGCAGAGAAAAAUGGUUAACAGGAGCUUCGUGGAAGAGUACUUUCGAAAUCACUUGCUCCGAGAUGUCUAUGGCAGCCCUUCUCGCUGGAGAGAGUCUCUUCCCGCUCGGCCAAAGAUACUUGGAAAACUCAUAGAUGUUACUGACGAGAGGCAGCUAUGCAGAUUCAUAAUCCGUCGAACAGUUACCUAUGCCACUCUCUCGCACAGAUGGGAGCAGGCAGAGGUUCUGAACAGACCGUUCGUGCCAACGACCAACAAAAUCAACGUCAAGAUGCGUUGGGCAGCCCUUAGGAAAACCACGAGAGCGGAGGACAGCGCAUAUUCCUUAAUGAGCUUGUUAGGUGUUAGCAUGCGGUCUGCGUACGGAGAAGGGCGUACUAGAGCCUUUCACCGUCUCAUCAAGGCGGUAAUUCAUGACGUUGAAGAUCUCUCAGUCCUCUACUUCGAUGGAUUGCACCUCCCUAAAUCCGCCGCUUCGUACUACUCCUUUGAUCCCUUCACUGGUUGGAACAUCAAAGAACCUUUCAGUCGCUCCGUUGACAUGCGCAUGGGACGACAAGGAGUGCAACUCAGGGUGCUCGUGUUACCUGCCAAGGUUAGCUUUCGUAAGCCGCACUACACUUGCCAGGGCCACUGGAUCGUUCAAUGUCGCACAAUGAACAAUGCGACCUCAAAGCUAGAGAUGAGGGCUACCGAAGACUGGUUAGAACAUCGGAAGCCCGGGUUUUUCAUCGGCAUCGUCAGCUAUUGUCGACUAGAAGCAACAAAAGUAGUCGCUCUCCCUAAGAAGGUCAUCGCUUACCUUCUCAGAGAUAGCCGAAGUACUCACGAGACGAGCGGCAACGGUUGGGAAACGGAGAGUAUAACUGGUUCAGUCCAGUCUGCAGAGAGGUUGUCCAUUUGUUCUUCUCCGUUGGCGUUUGAAAUUCCUGGAAACCUGCGGAGAGAUAAAAUGCCAAUUGACUCUGCACACUUCUUACUAGACGAGACCUCUGUACAGGCAGAAUACGUUGACGUGUACAUACGCCGUCGAUAG
Molecule: messenger RNA, 1251 nt
Organism: Coniophora puteana RWD-64-598 SS2
Lineage: Eukaryota; Fungi; Basidiomycota; Agaricomycetes; Boletales; Coniophoraceae
Exons: 4
Coding region: 1-1251 (416 amino acids)
Source: RefSeq, a predicted model, not a curated record